GUGAAGGGAGAAGAAAACGUAGAAGAAGCGUACGUUCCCUGCUGCCUUGGUGGUGUUCGUAUCCGUGUACGAUUUCGUUCCGAUUAUCGGUGAGAUUUGCAGCGAAUUUACGAAGCAAUCUACGUCGCCGUUCCGACCCCGUUCGCGUUCACCGCCCACCGUCGCGGGGACACUGGACGGGUGUUUGCGUGGGUCCGUUGUUUUGGCACGGAUUUGCCACGCUUCCCCUGCGUGCGCUUCGGGCUGAAGGGCCGCCCCACACUGUCGAGAGCGAGAGAAGGAGGGCCUUGGAACGUACGAGCACGACGACGACGACGACAAUACGGGAAGAAGUAGGUUUGCCUCGAGUCCCGCAGCCGUACGCGACGGACCAGUGUGGCCAGUCUCCUUCCGGAAAGUGCCUCCUCGCUGUCUACGUGUAGUGCCCCCGACUGGUGGUCCGUGUGAAUGUCGUCUGGCAGCAGCAACGUACGGUGGUAGUGUCUGUGUUUCGUCGGUUUGAGCACUACCGUGGUUGCAGCAGCAGCAGCACCCUCGUCGGUUGGCACACUUUGUUUCCGCUGUACCCGAACCGCCGAGUGACGCCUGCCCUGCCCCCGACGCGCAGCCAACAUGUUUAACAAUUACGGCAACACGAUGGCCUCGGACCCGUUCCGGAAGGUGGAACAGUACUCGCCCAAAUCGUCGCCCCGUGCUGGAGGGGCCGGGGGCCGAUCGCCCGUCGUCGCCCGCCAGGACUCCUCCGGCACGCUCAAAACGACGAUCCAGCUAGGCAAAAACCCCUCGAUACUGCACAGUGGACCGUUUUACUUAAUGAAGGAACCGCCAGGGGAAGGCGAACUAACAGGAGCCACGAAUCUGAUGGCCCACUAUGGCUUAGAGCACUCGUAUAGUAAAUUUAGUGGUAAAAAGGUUAAGGAACAGCUAUCAUCAUUUCUCCCGAACUUACCUGGCGUCAUCGACGGACCGGGACACCUCGAUAACAGUUCCCUGCGAAGUGUGAUCGAAAAACCACCGAUCGUGGGCAAAGAACUGCUUCCACUCACCAGUGUACAGCUUGCCGGAUUCCGUCUGCAUCCUGGACCGCUUCCGGAGCAGUACAAACACUUAAAAACCGCACCAACUAGAAAGCAUAAGAAUAAGCAUAAGAAACACAAACACAAGGAUGGCGUGGCGCCACCGGAACAGUCCGCGCUCGAGGCGGCCGGGCUGGACACGCACGAGAAGAAGCACAAAAAGCAGAAAAGGCACGAGGACGACAAGGAGCGCAAGAAGCGGAAAAAGGAGAAAAAGCGCAAAAAACAGCGCCACAGUCCGGAGCAUCCGGCGGGUGGUGGGGGUGGUACCGCCUCGGUACCACCGCAAACGCAAGUCUAUUAAGGAGAAGGUGGAUAUGGAUGGAGGGCUGGUCGUUAUUGGAGCGAGGGAGAGAGAGGGGGGCGGCUUUUUGUACCACCAGUACCACCACCGUGUCACCGUAGCAGCAAAAACAAAAACACAUACCGUUCAUUCAUACAUAGAUACACACACACACCGGGGAGGAAGCGAAACGAACCAAAUCACUGUGGAGAUAAAGAAGCGAAACCUUUAUCAAGAAACCACCGCGGAACACACCUCCAUCCCUUUUCCUCGGCUCGUGCUGCUAAACCGGCACAUGAUGGUUGUACAUCGAUGUGGCGUGUAUCGAUAUUAAACAGCCACUUUGUUGUCCACGCGUGUGUCUGCAGAGCGGGUGCGUUUAAAGCCGGAGGUGGAGAGAGUAAGUGGGAACACGACUUCCAAAACAGGAAUCUAGGGUUAAUCUAGGUCAGGAACGUCGCGUCGCGGGAGAAAGCGCGCAUUAAUGAUGGUUUCCGCCCGGUGGCAAAUGGUUUCCCCUCGGUGUGGAUUAUUUUACCAACAAAAAAACACAACAAAUUGCCUUCCUUCUCCACCCCAGCACAGCGUGUAAAGUGACACAGAAAAAGAAAGCGAUAAGCCGUGUGGCUUACACACACAGAACCACAUUCACACAUCUAAAGGGCGGGAUCGAUCCGGGCCUGCAAGUUUUGGGGGAUGAUCCCGCGGAAUCGCUCCUCACACACAAACACACACAGAUCCUUCGAUUAAGCCUACCUAACAUUAGUGCCACUGGAUGGGGAGAGAUAGAGCGAAUGAGAGAGAAUGUUGUAUAUCAGAGGACGAGGAAAGCAGCGGACACUCACUGUAAGAUGCAUCGAAACUGUUGAAUCUUUUGUGGUGAAAAAGCGAAACAAAGAUAGGAAAACAUUAACCCGUACUUCCACUUGCCGUACGUUUUUUUUUAAUUGAGCUGAAGGAAGAGGGAUUUGCAAGUUGUGCACUUGUUUUACUCCUUCCUGUUUUCUUAUCAUUACAGGGUUUUUCAGUUGUUCUCUUAGUUGUGGGACACAUGCUUGACUCUUUCCUAUUGGAAGUGAAAUUGAUACGUUGAAAAUUGGACUCUAUGGCGCGUUGGAAAUUCCUAUUGGAUAUGUCCAACAAGGGUGCUAGAGUCCAAUUCCUAUUGCAAUGAGUUCAUGUCCCAAAAGAAAGAGUUAAAAAAGUGUUCCACAGCUAUGAAAAGUCCUGGAAAACCCUGUAAGGUACACUAACUCCAAAGCUCACCACCAAGGCACCACCUACCACAACCCAUACCUUGUUUUGUUGAUUAUGUGUAAUAUAUUCGUGUAAUGCAUCUCCCGCACUUCCCUUCCAAAGUCCUCCUGCUAAAAAUGCACACUCCACUGAGUGUUUGUGGGACGCUCGUUGCGUGGCGUUCCCGUGUUUUCUUUAAUAAUCCCACAAAUUUCCCUCCUUUGUGUCCGCACCUCCUUAUUAGCAACCCAGCACGUUGCACUUAGGAGGCACUCUCAUUGAUACGUAAUUUCGUUUUUGAUCCGCUACUAUCGACUGUACAUUAUUGAGUAAGGCAGCAGCAGCAGCAGCAGCAAGCAAGCAAAUCCGUUUUCCGUUAAGGUGUACUGGAGAUGGGAGAGCGUAUCAAUAUUAAGCGUUUUUUUUUUUUGUUUCGUUUGCUUCUUCUAUUUGCGGCACAUUGAAGUGUGACAUCGAGAAAAAGAUGGUGCAGGAUCUUGUUUAGGGAAAGGAAAGGGAAUUUUGGAGAAUUAGGAACAACAUUCGCAACGGAUAAGAGAUGGUAGCGAAAGGGGGAGACAGAGUGUGUGAUUUGUGAAUGGUGCGGUGUGCGGUUGCAAUAUCCUGGUGCCUGGACGGGGUUGAGCUGUGUAUAAAGUACUGAAAGCGUUAGUGAAGGAGCGACAAUAGUGCCCUUUCAAUACGCCCGCUUAAUCGUAACACAAGCAAACAAACGGUUUGUGUGUAAGUGGGUAAAAACUCAAAGGAAUGAAUACCACAAAGGAGGGGAGUAAAUUGUUACACAAAAGCGAAAAACCAUAAACCAACACGAAAACAGAAAAUCAAGUAGGGAAAUUUAGUUCUUAGCGGAGUAAUCAAGGGAGGGCACUCACCGGGGAGUUUUUCUUUCCGUUUUGUUUGCGCAAUGUCUGAACGUUCUUGUGCAAGUGCGUUUUCCUGUGUGUGCAGCAGUGUGCAUUAGUAGAAGAAAGGAAGUGUGUGUGUGCGCGUGUGUAGUCUGUCAACCAUUUCAAGGGAAAGUCAAGCAAGUGUCCUCUUGGUGCACCUAAUCUGCUACCUUCUUGUCCUUGGUAUAGAUGGAGUCAAUCCAGCAAAGACUCCAGUAGUACCUAUACAGCUGGGUAGUGGAAGGAAGUGGUACUAAGCGCGGCAUUACGGGAAAGCCAAAGCAAUGAAACGGCGAUAACGGUUUUACGACGGUAAACAGGGCGAAUGAUUCAAAACAAGUACAAUUAAAUCAUGUUUGGGGCAGAAGCAACAAUUUCAACCACAGAAAAGGAUCGCCUAGGCAUCACUUGGCAGGGAAUGCAUAAUUCAGCUACGAUCCUUUAGCUGGUCUCAAGCACGGCUGUUGUGCCAAUAUGCCUCCAACAAGCAAACAAAAAUAAAAUGCCAAAAGUAGCAAUACCGACGGUUAAAAGGAGUAAAAAAGAAGUGCCCAAACAUUAAAGGAAAAGGGAUUCACGCAAAUGGAUGCUCUCGUCUAACUCGUUCGUUGAGCACGAUAAAAGCCGCAUUUGUAGAGCAAUUGGCAUAUUGUCCCAUACAGUAUUGACUCAUUCCCUUACCCACUCGACAGUGAACAAUUCAAACACACUCACACCGAUCGAUUCCUAAUGCACACACGUGGUGGUGAUGCACUUUUGAACGCUGCUGCACUGUUGUUUCGGUUGAUCUGCAAAUGCCUUGAAUGUGUAGUAAUUCAUGGAAAAUUAAUCAAAACUUCCUUCUAACAACAACAAAAAAA
This is a messenger RNA of Anopheles arabiensis, 4363 nucleotides long. It is a transcript of the gene MED19, whose product is annotated as mediator of RNA polymerase II transcription subunit 19. Gene Ontology annotation, molecular function: transcription coregulator activity; transcription factor binding. The record is from RefSeq and is a predicted model, not a curated record. The transcript is spliced from 4 exons. Gene Ontology annotation, cellular component: mediator complex. NCBI's taxonomy places the organism in Eukaryota, Metazoa, Arthropoda, Insecta, Diptera, Culicidae. The coding region runs from base 613 to 1380 and encodes 255 amino acids. Gene Ontology annotation, biological process: positive regulation of transcription by RNA polymerase II.